UCUCUGACAGGUACAUCGAUCGCCUUUACCGGUAACACCCCUGGCCAGUCGGAUAAGCAGGAUUCUUCUGUGUACAUCGACGGAGCAGAUACGUAUGUCGCUUCUUACCCGUCGCCGGGAACAUACAUGCAGUGGUAUAUGUUGCCGACGCUGGACGACGGCAAUCAUACUAUCACUCUUACAGAGAUGGAGCAGAUAGACGUGGACUAUGCGAUCAGCGGUCCUAGGUAAAAACAUCCUGGUAGACCAUACCAAUGAAGGCAUCGUCUGGACUGGAGACUGGCAAACAAAUACGGGUACCCUGAUUCAUACCACGAGGACGUACAUCGAGAAUCGCCCGCUUGGGAACUCUACGAAGGACAGUAGCACUGUCGGGGACUCUUUUUCUUUCCAGUUCAGAGGGACGAACGUGUCUGUGUCCGGCGCCCAGAGGCUUUCUAUAAACGGAAGCAUCUCUGCUGAUUUCCGCGUAGAUGGAGGGAAGGCCACUACCUUCACUACAACCAGUACGAGUUCUGGUAAUGACGUAGCCAACGCGAUGUUCUUUUCGUCUUCGAUCCUCGAUUCUGGAACCCACACGCUUAUCGUGAAUAUCACAGCGGUCACUGGUGACCAGUCAUUCAUGCUAGAUUACAUCACCUAUUCCGACCAGGCGUCCAGAGGCAGUAGCUCGUCGUCGUCUUCAAGUAGUAGCGGCUCCUCGGGCACGGAUUCAUCCUCUUCAUCCGGCUCCAGCUCACCUGCAAAAAUGACCGCCUUCGGAGGCAUUGUUGGAGGCGUGAUGGGCGGUGUUGUUGCUUUAUCCCUGAUAAUAGGCACCCUGUUUUGGAGGCGACGAAGAAAACGAACUUAUCAUCUAAUUCGAUAAACUUGUCUGAGCCGGAUAUCGACGCCCCAGACGAAUUCGUUCUUCGCCAGGCCGAAUUGUCUACUCCUACGCCCCCCAUACGCGAAA
This is a messenger RNA of Guyanagaster necrorhizus, 955 nucleotides long. RefSeq lists its product as uncharacterized. The record is from RefSeq and is a predicted model, not a curated record. NCBI's taxonomy places the organism in Eukaryota, Fungi, Basidiomycota, Agaricomycetes, Agaricales, Physalacriaceae. The coding region runs from base 209 to 868 and encodes 219 amino acids. The transcript is spliced from 3 exons.